AUGAGCCUUGUAAGGGAACUCACCUACUUUCUUGGUCUACAAGUAAAUCAAAUGGGACACAACAUCUUUAUUUCUAAAAGAAAGUAUGCAAAGAAUAUAGUGAAGAAUUUUGGGCUUGAUAAGGAAAGUUAUGAGAGAACUCGUGUUGUAACACAUGUGAAAUUAUCCAGAGAUGAUAAUGGUGUUAAUGUUUAUCAAAGUUUAUAUAGAAACAUGAUUGGUAGUCUGGUAUAUCUCACAAUAAGCAAACUUGGCAUUGCAUUUUUUGUAGGUGUUUGUGAUAGAUACCAAGCUAAACCUAAGGCUAGUCAUAUCACUCAAGUGAAGAGAAUCAUGAAAUACAUAAAUGAGACUUGUCACUAUGGGAAUCUUUAUUCUCAUGAUACUAACUCAAUACUAGUAGCAUAUUGUGAUGUUGAUUGGGAUGAGAGUGUUGAUGAUAGAAAAAGCACAUAUGGUGUAUGCUUAUAUCUUGGAAACAACUUAAUAUCUUGGUUCAGUAAGAAGCAAAAUCAUGUCUCUCUUUCUACUAUAGAAGUGGAGUACAUUGAUGCACGGAGCAGUUGCACCCAAUUGUUAUGGAUGAAACAGAUGUUGAAGGAGUACAAUGUCAAACAAGAUGUCAUGACAUUAUACCGCGACAAUUCAAGUGCUAUUAAUAUUUCAAAAAAUCUUUUUCAACACAGUCAACCAAGCACAUUGCCAUUUGUCAUCAUUUCAUCAGGGAAUUUGUGGAAGAUAAAAUUGUAA
Molecule: messenger RNA, 750 nt
Organism: Lathyrus oleraceus (garden pea)
Lineage: Eukaryota; Viridiplantae; Streptophyta; Magnoliopsida; Fabales; Fabaceae
Product: secreted RxLR effector protein 161-like
Exons: 1
Coding region: 1-750 (249 amino acids)
Source: RefSeq, a predicted model, not a curated record